Messenger RNA from Rhopilema esculentum, 986 nucleotides. RefSeq names its product mitochondrial import inner membrane translocase subunit Tim21. The record is from RefSeq and is a predicted model, not a curated record. Gene Ontology annotation, cellular component: TIM23 mitochondrial import inner membrane translocase complex. Lineage: Eukaryota; Metazoa; Cnidaria; Scyphozoa; Rhizostomeae; Rhizostomatidae. Gene Ontology annotation, biological process: protein import into mitochondrial matrix.
GAGGUAAAAUAAAAAUUUCUUUGGAAGUUGGAGGCCAAGGCACCAUUGCACAAAACAUUACCAUCGAGAUUGAAAUUGUUAUGGUAAAAUGUAUGCGUGCCGCCAGUCUAUAGAAACAAGAAGCAGAUUAAUACAAUAUCUGAGUACAUGUAAAAGAAAGAGUCUUGAAAAAAUAGACCUCCUGGCAUGGAAAAAUGGACUAUAUCCAGCUACUAAUCAAAACUACGGGUUAAGAAAAUCGUCUGCACUUUGUUCAGCUGUUUAUAAGAAAUGCACCUCAUAUGGUAAUGAAACGUAUAAUAAAACAAUUCCUGGUGUUUUAAUAGAACAGCACAUAGACCACACAUACUCAUAUGGUUUUAGCAGAUUUUCCACAGCUAACACCAACACAUUAUUCCAGUUGAAAAAAGGCACUGAUUCUCAGGAUGUAGUUGAAGCCAGAGAGCACAAGGAUGGUCAACUCACAGUUGGCGCAAAAGUGAAACAAGCUGGUAAAGAUGCAAGCUACAUGGGCAUUGUUCUCGUUGGAUUUGCAGUUACAGGUGUUCUUAUUUGGUAUGUUCUCAGUGAGCUCCUCUUUAGCUUCAGCCCAAAUUCUGUUUACUCAAAAGCUUUGAAAGUGGUCAAGCAAAAUACAUCAGUUUUGCACGCCAUUGGAGAGCCAGUAAAAGCAUACGGCGAAGAGACUUCAAGGGGAAGGAGAAGACGUGUCAGCCAUCAAGAAUAUAUCGUAGAUGGUGUUAAUUACAUGCGAGUGAAGUUUUACAUCGCUGGAAGCAAACGAAAAGGAACGGUUCAUGUAGACACUAAAGAAAUUUCAAGAGGAAGGUUUGAAUUCAGAUACAUAUUUGUUGAACUAGAUGGCCAUCCUCCAGAAACAAUAAUAGUAGAAGAUCGCCGCUGAAAAUAACGUUUAUAUCGUUUUCAAUGGUCCUUUAUAUAAAUCUGUCUUUUUUGUGAUUAACUGUUUUUGCAACUUUUAAUAA